AUGAAAAGAAGUGCAGACUUUUUGUUGAAAAGAUCUCCUAAUGCUGUUGAGCCUUUUAUAGUAGAUUGGCGGGCAGAGGGUGCAGUUACUCCAGUCAUGUGUCAAAAAAAAGUUGGUACUUGUUGGGCUUGUGCAGCUGUAUCUGUAUCUGCAGUUGAAAGUAAGCAGUUUCUUACUUAUGUAUGGCUUAUCAAGUUUCAUGGGAUUUGUUCGGCUGAAUAUUAUCCUUAUGUUGCUAAGUCUCAGUCCUGUGAACUUGGAAAGAAAUCAAUAGUAUGGAUUAAGGGUUAUGUCUAUGUUCCAAUAGAAGCUAUGGAGAUAAUUAAGGCUGUUAGCAAACAACCUUUAUUUGCUUGCCUCAUUCCAGAGGUUGCUUGUCAUCCAGGUUAUUACAGGUAUGGUGGAGGUCUGUAUUAUGGUGGAGACAAGAAUGUACCUAUAGACGCGAAUCACUAA
Papaver somniferum (opium poppy) is the source of this 456-nucleotide messenger RNA. RefSeq names its product ervatamin-B-like. Gene Ontology annotation, molecular function: cysteine-type peptidase activity. Gene Ontology annotation, biological process: proteolysis. The transcript has 2 exons. Bases 1 to 456 code for a protein of 151 amino acids. The record is from RefSeq and is a predicted model, not a curated record. NCBI's taxonomy places the organism in Eukaryota, Viridiplantae, Streptophyta, Magnoliopsida, Ranunculales, Papaveraceae.